AUGCAAGCAAGUAAUAAAUUACCUCCCAGAAAUUAAGCUAACUAAACAUUUAAUGGCAAUCCUAAUAUUUUAAUAUUUUAGAAUAAAAAACCAAAAGAUUUAAGAAGAUACACAACAGAUGCAGAAGAAAUGAAAAAAUAUUAAAAAGAUUUUGGUUCCUAAAAAAGAAAUGAAUCAAAGUAUAAUUAUGAAUAGAAUUUAGAGAUGUCUAAAAAUAAAAUUAAGGUAAGUGUAAAAAUAAAACAAAUGAUAAAUAAUUUGCAGACAAUGGAAGAUAAUAACAUGUUUAAAGUUUAUCAGAUAGUCAAUCAUAAUAACCUCCUUUAGUAAUGAUAAAGUGUUAAGCUAAACCAUAAUUUGAGAAUUUUAAGAAUCAUGUAAAUACAAAACAUCAUAAUUUUAUUACUCAACAAAAAAGAAAUGAGAAACCUCAUUCAUUUAAAUAUAUUUUAUAAGCAAAGAAUAAACAAAUAUCAAAUUGUAAUAAGAUCAUUAAAUUUAAGUAUAUUAUGUUGGAGAUUUGUAAAAUGCAAUUUUGAACUAGAAUUCAAGAAAUUCUGAUAUAUUUAGGGAACACAUAGUUGUUUCCUUUACAUAUAUUCCAAUGAUAUAGAAAUCUAAUAUAGAUGAUAAAUAAAUUUAAGAGAAAAAAUUAAAUAUUCCAAUAACAAAAAAUAAAAAAUGUAAUAAUAACAGAAUUAAUGUAAAAUAGAUAAUAAAACAAUAAUUUUUGAUAUGGAUGAGACCUUAAUGCACUGCAAUGAAGAUGAGAAUGAUAAAUGUUAAUUUAAAAUACCAAUAGAAUUUGAAGAUGGAGAAAGAAUAGUAGCUGGAAUUAACAUAAGAAAUUUUGCCAAAGAGAUAAUUUAAAAGCUUUGUGAAGUUUGUGAAGUUAUGAUUUUUACUGCAUCUUAGGAUAUUUAUGCUAACCAAGUAAAAAUGAAUUUAGCUAUUUAAGGUUAUAGAUAUUUUAGAUCCACAUAAUAAUCUUUGUUGUAGAAUUUUUAGAGAUAAUUGUAUUACAGUCAAUGAUAAUCAUUUGAUAAAAUAUCUUAGAGUUUUGAAUAGAGAUUUAAAAAAUGUUGCCAUAAUUGAUAAUUCUUCUUGCAGCUUUGCGUAAUCUUUAAAAUCAACAAUAAGUUAGACAUCAUUUGGAGAAUGGGAUACCGAUUGUUUCAUUCUACAAUGAUGAAAAAGACAAUCAAUUAAUUAAAUUGUAUCGAUAUUUAUGUUAAUACAUUCUACCUGCUGAAGAUGUAAGGCCUAUCAUUUUAUCACACUUCAAAUAAGACAAAUUAAAUUAAUAUGAGACAGUUGAGGAUGCAGUAAAAUAAUUGUAUUUUUGAGAUUUUUGAGUCUUAUUUGUUUCUGUAAUUUUUGUUAAAACAUAUUUUAAAUGUGAAAGUCCUUUAAUUUAAUACAUAUUUCAGAUUAAUGUUACUUGAAAGUGAUCAAUAAUAAGACAGUUCAAACAUUAAUAAUCAAUAACUACAUAAAUCUGCAUAUGUACAAUGUUUUAUAGAUAUAUUUUCAGUCAAUAAGGAAUCGACGAAAAAUUUAUGAUGACAAUGAUUUUAAAGAGGUUGUCAAAAAUUUUUAUAAUCUGAUCUCAGAAAUGAAUAAAAGUAUUUACUUAUUUUUAUUUGAUUAUAAGUUAGGAAAAUUAGCAAAACUCAUAUAAGAAAAUACCCAAAAUAAACUAAAUAGAGAAAUGCAAUUACAACUAAGUAACCAAUUAAAGAACCCCAAACCACUAAAAGAGAUCUUAAUAUAAGACCUGGAUUAAUGCAAGCUCAACAAUAAUUUUACUCAUGUUUUAGUCAAUAGAUUGUAAAUCAAUUAUUACCUUAAUUCAAUCAAACAAAUCAUACUCCUGUUAUCUGUGAAAAAAACAAGCAACAUCUCCAUUUCUAACGUAAUCAGUUUCAUAUACAAAUUGCUUAUCACAUUUAUAUAAAGAAAUUUGGUUCCUCCCUUGUUGAAAAUUAGGAUCCAACUUCUGUUGCCAAAAAAGUUAUGAAUACAAACUUCAAUCCUAAAGUAAUUAUCCUUUUAAGAACCAGUCCUAAUUCCCAGAGGAAGAAAAACAAGAUGAUGCUUCUGAUGUUCACAAUAAACCUAAUGAAGAUGGAAAAUAGAAACCCUUGAAAGACUUAGUUCGAGAAUUUUAGAGUGAUUAAUGAUUUUCAAAAAAUUAUACAAAG
Molecule: messenger RNA, 2204 nt
Organism: Paramecium sonneborni
Lineage: Eukaryota; Ciliophora; Oligohymenophorea; Peniculida; Parameciidae
Source: the annotation of a GenBank genome assembly